Molecule: messenger RNA, 519 nt
Organism: Penicillium angulare
Lineage: Eukaryota; Fungi; Ascomycota; Eurotiomycetes; Eurotiales; Aspergillaceae
Exons: 1
Coding region: 1-519 (172 amino acids)
Source: RefSeq, a predicted model, not a curated record
AUGCAAUGCGUUCCUGGGAGGACAGAAGAUCCGACCGAGCAGCUGCCGGAGGUUGAGAUAUUAGGCUGGACAGACGAGUGCAGCUCCAUCUUUGAUGAUCAUGAUGCUCUUCGCUUGAGAAACGUGCAUGCUUUUGAUCCAGCUUUUACGCGUACUGCACCACCUUCCGGUGUUGCUCUCUGGGAUAUGCCUAAUUUGAGAAUUCAAGGGCGGAAUCGCAUUGGCGCGUCUGGUGAUCGGGUAGCAUAUGAACCAUUGAUAUGGGCCAAUAAUUCUAGCGAAGCUCGUGCUCUUCGAAAGCUGUCAGCCCUCGUAGUAGAAGGUCGCAAUUUCAUUUGUUCCAAUACCUUACGCUCCUGCGCUUCCUGCGAGAUACAUGGUGCCAGAGCAGAAUAUGCAUCCGAAUCAAUCAUCGCAAAGCGACAGGUCGGUAGCAAGUCUGAUUGGGACGCUGAUAAAUCCGUUAGCCUGGAUAUCGACGGUGCGAGCGGAGAGAUUGUCACAGAGCCUAAUCGCUAA